AUGCCCAGCCCAGCCUAUCUCGCAUUUGGCAUCGAACUAGAGCUUUCCCUCGUCAGCUCGAAGAAGUUCUCAUCAUGGUCAUCCAUGGCCAAAGACAUCAGUCAUCGUCUGUCCAAAAAGGGAGUCUCUAAUCAGGUCACCGAGAACCCAGAUCAUGCCUAUCAGGUUUGGUCGAUCGUUCAAGAGAUCACGAUUCCGAGUCUGCCUGCCAAGAAUAAAUGGGGGGUUGAACUUGUUUCGCCCAUCUUCACACUGGACUCUUCUUGGCUCACAGAUCUGGAGGUCAUCUUCUCUGAGAUUCGUAAAGUCUACAAGAUCCAAACUUCAUCUCAGUGCAGCACGCACAUUCACGUGUCUCAGCUCGGCCACGACAUGUCACCCCAUCAGCUCGCAGCCCUAGCCCAAGCAGCUCUUGUCUACGAGCCAUGUCUCGACAUUCUAGUGCCCGGCGAAAGAUCAACAGCGUAUUGGUGUCGGGGCAACAGGCAAAACCCAUUCCUCGCCACCAUGCACUCUCUGUCGCAUUGUCUCGACCAACUCGAAGUAGCAUCAGCUCAAGAGGACGGAGUCGGCGCGAUUGUAGAGUCCAUGUGCCUCUUCCCAGCUUCGAGCCCGUAUGGACGCGCUCACGGCCUGAAAAAGGACUUCAUUCACGGCAAAGUCUACAAAUGGAACCUGGCUCGCCUGCUUUCUCCCGAUGCCGAAGCCCGGACGGUUGAGUACCGCCAACCAGCGGGGAGCACAUGCGCUGAGGAUGCGAUGGGCUGGGCUCUGUUGACCUUGUGCUUCAUUGUGGGUUCGUUCGAGUCUCGAAGCGGAUCGGCUUCAAGCCUGGACGAUGUCACACUGUGGGCUGAGUUCUGGGAGCAUCUCUGUCGUGGCGCCGACGCGCUGAACUUGGAUACCUUUAUGCUGGACUAUCUCCGGUCGUUCCUCGACAUGAGAGCUAAGAAGUAA
Molecule: messenger RNA, 957 nt
Organism: Verticillium dahliae VdLs.17
Lineage: Eukaryota; Fungi; Ascomycota; Sordariomycetes; Glomerellales; Plectosphaerellaceae
Exons: 2
Coding region: 1-957 (318 amino acids)
Source: RefSeq, a predicted model, not a curated record